Molecule: messenger RNA, 1477 nt
Organism: Danio aesculapii
Lineage: Eukaryota; Metazoa; Chordata; Actinopteri; Cypriniformes; Danionidae
Gene: enkd1
Product: enkurin domain containing 1
Exons: 8
Coding region: 67-1125 (352 amino acids)
Cellular component (GO): cytoplasmic microtubule
Source: RefSeq, a predicted model, not a curated record
AUAGAGCAAGUAUCUCGCACUGUUCGCUCGAUUAUCAGUAAACCGAGGCUUUUAUUGAACUCCAGCAUGUGUGAGGGCCCGUCAGCCAUUACUGGCCCCAUUCCUCCAGACCCCACAUUGUUUCCUGAAUAUUACAGACGCCCGUCCUCUGCUCGUGGUCGGCUGGAGGGAAACGCUCCCAACGGCUCGUCUCCUCUUCUGAAGGGUCCGUUAGCACCGGAUCCCGCUCUUCAUCCUGGAUGUUACAGCGCCCGCUCCAGCCCUCGCCCACGAAUCGGUGCCAACGCUGCCCACAUCCUGGAGAGAGGACAGAGGGGGGUUGUGGGAAACCUGCUGAGACUAGACGGAGUGGCACUGAGCCCCAGUCCAGCCAAACCUAAACCUGCCAUACGGGACUUCGGUAAAGAAAAUGUCCGCAAGCUGCGUGAGGUCCAGAGGCGUUUUCGAGAGCUGGAGGCACAGAGAGAACACGCCAAACCUGUGCCAGUCAAAGCACUCUGGAUCUCCCCGAAAUAUCAAGACGUGCCCUCUAGAGUCAUGGCCCAGUUACAGGAAACAAGCCCAGUGAAGAAGCCCGAAUAUCAGAACUUCUUGAAAGCUCAUUCAGUGUGUGGAGCCGGGGGUCGACCGGUGCUGCGGCGCUCAGACAGUGGACCGUCUGCUGCUGGAGACUCAGACUCUGAGAUGCAUGUGAGAGGCCACACAGUGGACUUUGUGAGUCAUAAUGCUCGAGCUGCGGCAAAGACCAGCAUGAGGAGAUCUCAGUCCUUACAGAACCUGCAGGACAAAACACCAGCCUGCGCCGUCAAGGGCAAAGUGCCGCCAUAUCUUGAGCAGAGGAAGGCGCAGUGGAGGAAGGAGGAGGAGGAGAAGAAGAGAAACACUCCUGACCCAUCUGUUCCUGCAGGACACACGCAGAUGUCUGAGAGAGAGAGACAGGAGACGCUGCACUCCCUCAAAGAGACUCACAGGUCUCUGGUCAGUGAACUACUGUCUCUCCCAGUGAAAGCAGACACUCUGAGCAUUCGUUCUAGACGGGCUGAUCUGGACCAGCGUCUCUCUGAGGUGGAGGAGGCCAUCAAGAUCUUCUCACGGGACAAAGUCUAUGUGAAAGUGGACUCUUAAACUGCUCUCAGAUCAGUCCGUUUCUACUGCAUUUAUGUGUUCGUCUGUUAGCAGGAUUUGAGUUCCCUGCAUUUCAGUGCUGGAUGCUUUAGUUGAUUUAUUUCUUGCUAAUGAUAUUCUGUAUUUAUGCGUGCUUUGGUGAAUCAUAUUAUUAAAAGUUCCAGUUAUGAUGUAAAAAGUAGUGCUGGGCAAAAAUGAAUCGCGAUUAAUCGCAUCCAAAAUAAACGGGUGUUUUGACAUAAUUUAAGUGUGUGUACUGUUUAUAUUUAUUAUGUAUACAGUUAGUCAGAAUUAUUAGCCCCCUGUUCAUUUUUUUUCCCCAGUUUCUGUUUAACAGAGAGCAGAUUUCUUC